Peronospora matthiolae is the source of this 2145-nucleotide messenger RNA. The record is from the annotation of a GenBank genome assembly. Lineage: Eukaryota; Oomycota; Peronosporomycetes; Peronosporales; Peronosporaceae.
AUGGCCACCCCGUCGCCCCCCCGCAUGAACGUGAUCGAAAAGAUCCUGUGCCACCACGCCGUGGGCCUCACCGCACCCCACGUCCGCGUGGGUGACGUGCUCUGCGUCAAGGCCGACUGGACCAUCGCCAGUGAACUGACGUUCCAGACGAUGGACACGAUGCACGCGGCGAUCGGGCGCCCGCCGCUGCAUCGGCCCGACCGGUUCUGGCUCGCGUUGGACCACACGGUGGACCCGCGCGUGAACCACUUGCCCAAGCAGAAGGCGCUCAUUGAAAUGUCCACCGCUUUCGCCAAAACGCACGGCGUCACGGACUUCCAGCCGGCGAACACGACGAUCAUGCACACGGAGUUUGCGCGCAAGCGCGCGCAGCCGGGACAGAUCAUCAUUGGCGCCGACUCCCACACGUGCAGCGCCGGGGGCAUGGGCGCCUUUGCGGCGGGACUCGGGGCCGGCGACGUCGUCAUGCCGCUUGUCACGGGGCAGACGUGGUUCAAAGUGCCCGAGGUGUGCUACAUUGAGUUCGUCGGGGCCCCGCACUUUGGCAUUGGCGGGAAAGACGUGAUCUUGCACAUCCUGGGCGAGCUCAAGCGCAACACCGUCGCCUUCGAGCGUGCCGUGUACUACGGCGGCUCAGGCCUCAAGUUCCUCUCGGACGACGCCCGCUUUGCUGUGGCCAACAUGAGCACGGAGUUUGGCGGCAUUGCCGGCGUCUUCCAAGCGGAUGCCAUUACGCAGCGCGUGCUCACGGGACGGGACUCGCACUUUGACGAGGCGCUGUUCUUUGAACCGGACGAAGGAUGCACUUAUGCUGCUCACCAUGUGAUCAACUUGGCGGACGUCAAGCCGUUGAUUGCCUUGUACCCGUCCCCGGACAAUUGUGUGAGUGUCCACGAGAAGGUCGGCAUGAAGCUCGACGGCUGUUUCAUUGGCGCGUGUACGACCACGCAAGAAGAUUUGAUCCUGGGCGCUAUGGUCUUGCAGCAGGCGAUGCUGGAUGGCAAGCGGCCGUCGACGACGGGCAACCGUCGCGUCACUCCGGGCAGUCUCGAGAUCAUUGCGAAACUCAAGGAACUGGGACUGCUGCGCAUUUAUGAGGAGGCGGGGUUCACGGUUGGUGUCCCGGGCUGCAGUUUCUGCGUCGGAAUCGGGGCAGAUGUGGCUGGAGAAGGAGAGGUGUGGCUCUCGAGUCAAAACCGCAACUUUCGCAACCGUAUGGGCCGCGGAUCGAUUGGGAACUUGAGCUCGGCGGCUGUCGUGGCUGCCUCGAGCUUUGACAUGGAGGUCGUGGACCCGCAGCCGUACUUGGACAGCCUGAACAAGGAAGACUUUGACCGCUACCGGAACUGGGUCCAGCCCGAUACCUCGACGCCGUCACCGGCCAAGGCCACCAAAGCGUACAAGGUGGCUGAGCCUCAGCCUGUGCUAGUUACUGGAGAAGAUGGCGAGAGCAAGCAGCAAGCAAAGGAGCAGGCUGCCGUUGCCGAACUGGAAGCUGCUCUGCCGCCCAAGUUUAGCGGUAAAGUGCAGCACUUUGGUGACAACAUCGACACGGACGCUAUGAUCCCGGCUCAGUUCAUGGGAUUGAACAAGUCGUCGCCGUUGUGGCCUGCGGAGUGUGAGACGGAGCUGGACGUGCUCGCUGCCAAGUCGUUCGCUUAUGUGCGUCCCGAGUUCCCGCAGAAGGUCAAGGAAGGCUAUAACAUUGUUGUGGCUGGCACGGCUUUUGGUAGCGGGUCGUCUCGUGAAGAGGCUGCGAUUUGCCUCAAAGCUGUGGGUGUGCAAGCCGUGAUUGCCAAGUCGUUUGCUUACAUCUACGCGCGCAACCAGCCGAACAAUGCUCUUUUGGGCAUUGUCGUGACGGACGAAAAGUUCCACGAGCUCGCGCAAGAGGGCGAAGAAGUGACUGUCGAUCUGCGCAAUCGAGUCGUGAGUGUGAAGGACCACCAGGUGGCGUUCUCGCUGACGCAGCUUGAGGAAGCGUUUUUGAACGGUGGUGGCUUGCAGGCGCUAUUCAAGCAGCACAAGGCCGACCUGUUCCGGGCUGCUAUGCGUGGCAAGGCUGCUAAGCCAAUCUCGUCGAGUGGUGUCGGCUGUGGUGAUGAGUGUGAAAGUGAGGCGGCAGCAUCCACUCCUUCGUGGUAA